UUCAUGGUGCAAACUAGUCAGAAAGGGUGGCCUCUUUGUCAGUGCUUCGUUGGUGCUUUAUAGCAUUGUGAAUUGGAUAUGCUUUAGUUUUAUUUUACAUUAGUGUGUGUGUGUGCAUUACUGUGAUUUUGAUUUGUGCCACUAUGUCUUUUUCAUGGAGAACUUAUUUUAUUAUUCUGAUCUUACGCCAGUGUCAAGCUUCAGCUCAGAGUUCGGAAACAAAGACAAACAACUCUCUUACAACUACCCCAGAUGCAACCGUAACAACUAGUGACUCUGCCACAAUAGCUGAGAGGUCGGAAACAACCACAGACAACUCUCUUACAACCACUAGUGAUUCUGGCACAACAGCUGAGAGUUCGGAAACAACCACAGACAACUCUCUUACGACCACUAGUGAUUCUGGCACUACAGCUGAGAGUUCAGACACAACCACAGACAACUCUAUUACAACCACUAGUGAUUUUGGCACAACAGGUGAGAGUUCAGAAACAACCACAGACAACUCUCUUAUGACCACCAGGGAUUCUGCGACAACAGCUGAGAGUUCGGAAACAACCACAGACAAGUCUCUUACAACUACCCCAGAUGCAACCGUAACAACUAGUGAUUCUGGAUCAACAGCUGAGAGUUCGGAAAAAACCACAGACAACUCUCUUACAACUACCCCAGAUGCAACCGUAACAACUAGUGAUUCUGGAUCAACAGCUGAGAGUUCGGAAAAAACCACAGACAACUCACUUACAACUACCCCAGAUGCAACCGUAACAACUAGUGACUUUGCCACAACAGCUGUGAGUUCAGAAACAACCACAGACAACUCUCUUACAACCACUAGUGAUUCUGGCACAACAGCUGAGAGAUCGGAAACAACCACAGACAACUCUCUUACAACCACUCGUGAUACUGUCACAACAGCUGAGAGUUCGGAAACAACCACAGACAACUCUCUUAUGACCACUAGUGAUUCUGGCACUACAGCUGAGAGUUCAGACACAACCACAGACAACUCUCUUACAAUCACUAGUGAUUCUGGCACAACAGCUGAGAGUUCGGAAACAACCACUAGUCAUUCUGGCACUACAGCUGAGAGUUCGGAAACAACCACAGAAAACUAUCUUACAACCACUAGUGAUUCUGGCACAACAGCUGAGAGUUCGGAAACAACCACAGACAACUCUCUUAUAACGACUAGUGACUAUGGCACAACAGCUGAGAGUUCGGAAACAACCACAGACAACUCUCUUACAACCACGAGUGAUUCUGGCACAACAGGUGAGAGUUCAGAAACAACCACAGACAACUCUCUUACAACCACUAGUGAUUCUGGGACAACAGCUGAGAGUUCGGAAACAACCAAAGACAACUCUCUAAUGACCACUAGUGAUUCUGCGACAACAGGGGAGAAUUUGGAAACAACCACUGACAACUCUCUUACAACCACUAGUGAUUCUGGAACAACAGCUGAGAGUUCGGAAACAACCAAAGACAACUCUCUAAUGACCACUAGUGAUUCUGCGACAACAGGGGAGAAUUUGGAAACAACCACUGACAACUCUCUUACAACCACUAGUGAUUCUGGAACAACAGCUGAGAGUUCAGAAACAACCACAGACAACUCUCUUACGACCACCAGUGAUUCUGCGACAACAGCUGAGAGUUCGGACACAACCACAGACAACUCUCUUACAACUACCCCAGAUGCAACCGUAACAACUAGUGACUCUGGCACAACAGCUGAGAGUUCGGAAACAACCACAGACAACUCUCUUACAACCACUAGUGAUUCUGGCACUACAGCUGAGAGAUCAGACACAACCACAGACAACUCGAUGACAACCACUAGUGAUUCUGGCACAACAGGUGAGGGUUCGGAAACAACCACAGACAACUCUCUUACGACGACUAAUGAUUCUGGCACAACAGCUGAGAGUAUCGAAACAACCACAGACAACUCCCUUUCAACCUCUAGUGAUUCUGGCACAACAGCUGAGAGUUCAGAAACAACCACAGACAACUCUCUUACAACCACUAAUGAUUCUGGCACAACAGCUGAGAGUUCAGAAACAACCACAGACAACUCUCUUAUGACCACUAGUGAUUCUGCGACAACAGGUGAGAGUUCGGAAACAACCACAGACAACUCUCUUACAACCACUAGUGAUUCUGGCACAACAGCUGAGAGUUUGGAAACAACCACAGACAACUCUCUUACAACCACUAGUGAUUCUGGCACAACAGCUGAGAGUUCGGAAACAACCACAGACAACUCACUUACGACCACUAGUGAUUCUGGGACAACAGCUGAGAGUUCGGAAACAACCACAGACAACUCUCUUACGACCACCAGUGAUUCUGGAACAACAGCUGAGAGUUCAGAAACAACCACAGACAACUCUCUUACGACCACCAGUGAUUCUGCGACAACAGCUGAGAGUUCGGACACAACCACAGACAACUCUCUUACAACUACCCCAGAUGCAACCGUAACAACUAGUGACUCUGCCACAACAGCUGAGAGUUCGGAAACAACCACAGACAACUCUCUUACAACUACCCAAGAUGCAACCGUAACAACUAGUGACUCUGCCACAACAGCUGUGAGUUCAGAAACAACCACAGACAACUCUCUUACAACCACUAGUGAUUCUGUCACAACAGCUGAGAGUUCAGAAACAACCACAGACAACUCUCUUACAACCACUCAUGAUUCUGUCACAACAGCUGAGAGUUCGGAAACAACCACAGACAACUCUCUUAUAACCACUAGUGAUUCUGGCACAACAGCUGAGAGUUCGGAAACAACCAAAGAAAACUCUCUUACAACCACCAGUGAUUCUGCCACAACAGCUGUGAGUUCAGAAACAACCACAGACAACUCUCUUACAACCACUAGUGAUUCUGGCACAACAGCUGAGAGUUCAGAAACAACCACAGACAACUCUCUUACAACCACUCGUGAUUCUGUCACAACAGCUGAGAGUUCGGAAACAACCACAGACAACUCUAUUAUAACCACUAGUGAUUCUGGCACAACAGCUGAGAGUUCGGAAACAACCAAAGAAAACUCUCUUACAACCACUAGUGAUUCUGGCACAACAGCUGAGAGUUCAGAAACAACCACAGACAACUCUCUUACAACCACUCGUGAUUCUGUCACAACAGCUGAGAGUUCGGAAACAACCACAGACAACUCUCUUAUAACCACUAGUGAUUCUGGCACUACAGCUGAGAGUUCGGAAACAACCACAGAAAACUCUCUUACAACCACUAGUGAUUCUGGCACAACAGCUGAGAGUUCGGAAAUAACCACUAGUCAUUCUGGCACUACAGCAGAGAGUUCGGAAACAACCACAGACAAUUCUCUUACAACCACUGGUGAUUCUAGCACAACAGCUGAGAGUUCGGACACAACCACAGACAACUCUCUUACGACCACUAGUCAUUCUGGCACUACAGCUGAGAGUUCAGAAACAACCACAGACAACUCUCUUACAACCACUAGUGAUUCUGGCACAACAGCAGAGAGUUCGGAAACAACCACAGACAACUCUCUUACAAUCACUAGUGACUCUGCCACAACAGCUGAGAGUUCGGAAACAACCACAGACAACUCUCUAAUGACCACUAGUGAUUCUGCGACAACAGGUGAGAAUUCGGAAACAACCACUGACAACUCUCUUACAACCACUAGUGAUUCUGGCACAACAGCUGAGAGUUCAGAAACAACCACAGACAACUCUCUUACAACUACUAGUGAUUCUGCCACAACAGCUGAGAGUUCGGAAACAACAGACAACUCUCUUACAACCACUAAUGAUUCUGGCACAACAGCUGAGAGUUUGGAAACAACCACAGACAACCCACUUACGACCACUAGUGAUUCUGCCACAACAGCUGAGAGUUCGGAAACAACCACAGACAACUCUCUUACAACCACUAGUGAUUCUGCGACAACAGCUGAGAGUUCGGACACAACCACAGACAACUCUCUAAUGACCACUAGUGAUUCUGCGACAACAGGUGAGAGUUUGGAAACAACCACUGACAACUCUCUUACAACCACUAGUGAUUCUGGCACAACAGCUGAGAGUUCGGAAACAACCACAGACAACUCUCUUACAACCAUUAGUGAUUCUGGCACAACAGCUGAGAGUUCGGAAACAACAACACACAACUCUCUUACAACCACUAGUGAUUCUGGCACAACAGCUGAGAGUUUGGAAACAACCACAGACAACUCACUUACGACCACUAGUGAUUCUGGGCCAACAGCUGAGAGUUCGGAAACAACCACAGACAACUCUCUUACAACAACUAGUGAUUCUGGGACAACAGCUGAGAGUUCGGAAACAACCACAGACAUCUCGCCUACAACCACUAGUGAUUCUGGCACAACAGCUGAGAGUUCGGAAACAACCAGAGACAACUCUCUUACAACUACUAGUGAUUCUGGCACAACAGCUGAGAGUUCAGACACAACCACAGACAACUUUGGUACAACCACUAGUGAUUCUAGCACAACAGCUGAGAGUUCAGAAACAACCACAGACAACUCUCUUACAACCACUAGUGAUUCUGCCACAACAGCUGAGAGCUCGGACACAACCACAGACAACUCUGGUACAACCACUAGUGAUUCUGGCACUACAGCUGAGAGUUCAGACACAACCACAGACAACUCUCUUACAACCACUAGUGAUUCUGGCACUACAGCUGAGAGAUCAGACACAACCACAGACAACUCGAUUACAACCACUAGUGAUUCUGGCACAACAGCUGAGGGUUCAGAAACAACCACAGAAAACUCUCUUACAACCACUAAUGAUUCUGGGACAACAGCUGAGAGUUCAGAAACAACCACAGACAACUCUCUUAUGACCACUAGUGAUUCUGGGACAACAGCUGAGAGUUCGGAAACAACCACAGACAACUCUCUAAUGACCACUAGUGAUUCUGCGACAACAGCUGAGAGUUCGGAAACAACCACUGACAACUCUCUUACAACCACUAGUGAUUCUGGCACAACAGCUGAGAGUUCGGAAACAACCACAGAGAACUCUCUUACAACCACUAGUGAUUCUGGCACAACAGCUGAGAGUUCGGAAACAACCACAGACAACUCUGUUACAACAACUAGUGAUUCUGGCACAACAGCUGAGGGUUUGGAAACAACCACAGACAACUCUCUUACAACUACCCCAGAUGCAACUGCAACAACUAGUGACUCUGCCACAACAGCUGAGAGUUCAGACACAACCACAGACAACUCUCUUACAACCACUAGUGAUUCUGGCACAACAGCUGAGAGUUCAGACACAACCACAGACAACUCUCUUACAACCACUAGUGAUUCUGGCACAACAGCUGAGAGUUCAGAAACAACCACAGACAACUCUCUUACAACCACUAGUCAUUCUGGCACAACAGCUGAGAGUUUGGAAACAACCACAGACAACUCUCUUACAACCACUAGUCAUUCUGUCACAACAGCUGAGAGUUCGGAAACAACCACAGACAACUCUCUUACAACCACUAGUGAUUCUGGCACAACAGCUGAGAGUUCGGAAACAACCACAGACAACUCUCUUACAACCACUAGUGAUACUGGCACAACAGCUGAGAGUUCGGAAACAACCACAGACAACUCUCUUACAACCACUAGUGAUACUGGCACAACAGCUGAGAGUUCGGAAACAACCACAGACAACUCUCUUACAACCACUAGUGAUUCUGCCACAACAGCUGAGAGUUUAGAAACAACCACAGACAACUCUCUUACAACCACUAGUGACUCUGCCACAACAGCUGAGAGUUCAGACACAACCACAGACAACUCUCUUACAACCACUAGUGAUUCUGGCACAACAGCUGAGAGUUCAGACACAACCACAGACAACUCUUUUACAACCACUAGUGAUUCUGUCACAACAGCUGAAAGUUCAGAAACAACCACAGACAACUCUCUUACAACCACUAGUCAUUCUGGCACAACAGCUGAGAGUUUGGAAACAACCACAGACAACUCUCUUACAACCACUAGUGAUUCUGUCACAACAGCUGAGAGUUCGGAAACAACCACAGACAACUCUCUUACAACUACCCCAGAUGCAACUGCAACAACUAGUGACUCUGCCACAACAGCUGAGAGUUCAGACACAACCACAGACAACUCUCUUACGACCACUAGUGAUUCUGGCACAACAGCUGAGAGUUCAGAAACAACCACAGACAUCUCUCUUACGUCAACUAGUGAUUCUGGCACUACAGCUGAGAGUUCAGACACAACCACAGACAACUCUCUCACGACCACUAGUCAUUCUGGCACUACAGCUCAGAGUUCGGAAACAACGACAUACAACUCUCUUACAACCACUAGUGAUUCUGGCACAACAGCUGAGAGUUCGGAAACAACCACAGACAACUCUCUUACGUCAACUAGUGAUUCUCGCACUACAGCUGAGAGUUUAGACACAACCACAGACAACUCUCUCACGACCACUAGUGAUUCUGGCACAACAGCUGAGAGUUCGGAAACAACCACAGACAACUCUCUUACGACGACUAAUGAUUCUGGCACAACAGCUGAGAGUAUCGAAACAACCACAGACAACUCCCUUUCAACCUCUAGUGAUUCUGGCACAACAUCUGAGAGUUCAGAAACAACCACAGACAACUCUCUUACAACUACCCCAGAUGCAACUGCAACAACUAGUUACUCUGCCACAACAGCUGAGAGUUUGGAAACAACCACAGACAACUCUCUUACAACCACUCCUGAUUCUGGCACAACAGCUGAGAGUUCAGACAUAACCCCAGACAACUUUCUUACAACCACUAUUGAUUCUGGCACAACAGCUGAGAGUUCGGAAACAACCACAGAAAACUCUCUUACAACCACUAGUGAUUCUGGCACAACAGCUGAGGGUUCAGAAACAACCACAGAAAACUCUCUUACAACCACUAAUGAUUCUGGGACAACAGCUGAGAGUUCAGAAACAACCACAGACAACUCUCUUAUGACCACUAGUGAUUCUGGGACAACAGCUGAGAGUUCGGAAACAACCACAGACAACUCUCUAAUGACCACUAGUGAUUCUGCGACAACAGCUGAGAGUUCGGAAACAACCACUGACAACUCUCUUACAACCACUAGUGAUUCUGGCACAACAGCUGAGAGUUCGGAAACAACCACAGAGAACUCUCUUACAACCACUAGUGAUUCUGGCACAACAGCUGAGAGUUCGGAAACAACCACAGACAACUCUGUUACAACAACUAGUGAUUCUGGCACAACAGCUGAGGGUUUGGAAACAACCACAGACAACUCUCUUACAACUACCCCAGAUGCAACUGCAACAACUAGUGACUCUGCCACAACAGCUGAGAGUUCAGACACAACCACAGACAACUCUCUUACAACCACUAGUGAUUCUGGCACAACAGCUGAGAGUUCAGACACAACCACAGACAACUCUCUUACAACCACUAGUGAUUCUGUCACAACAGCUGAAAGUUCAGAAACAACCACAGACAACUCUCUUACAACCACUAGUCAUUCUGGCACAACAGCUGAGAGUUUGGAAACAACCACAGACAACUCUCUUACAACCACUAGUCAUUCUGUCACAACAGCUGAGAGUUCGGAAACAACCACAGACAACUCUCUUACAACCACUAGUCAUUCUGGCACAACAGCUGAGAGUUCGGAAACAACCACAGACAACUCUCUUACAACCACUAGUGAUACUGGCACAACAGCUGAGAGUUCGGAAACAACCACAGACAACUCUCUUACAACCACUAGUCAUUCUGGCACAACAGCUGAGAGUUCGGAAACAACCACAGACAACUCUCUUACAACCACUAGUGAUUCUGCCACAACAGCUGAGAGUUUAGAAACAACCACAGACAACUCUCUUACAACCACUAGUGACUCUGCCACAACAGCUGAGAGUUCAGACACAACCACAGACAACUCUCUUACAACCACUAGUGAUUCUGGCACAACAGCUGAGAGUUCAGACACAACCACAGACAACUCUCUUACAACCACUAGUGAUUCUGUCACAACAGCUGAAAGUUCAGAAACAACCACAGACAACUCUCUUACAACCACUAGUCAUUCUGGCACAACAGCUGAGAGUUUGGAAACAACCACAGACAACUCUCUUACAACCACUAGUGAUUCUGUCACAACAGCUGAGAGUUCGGAAACAACCACAGACAACUCUCUUACAACUACCCCAGAUGCAACUGCAACAACUAGUGACUCUGCCACAACAGCUGAGAGUUCAGACACAACCACAGACAACUCUCUUACGACCACUAGUGAUUCUGGCACAACAGCUGAGAGUUCAGAAACAACCACAGACAUCUCUCUUACGUCAACUAGUGAUUCUGGCACUACAGCUGAGAGUUCAGACACAACCACAGACAACUCUCUCACGACCACUAGUCAUUCUGGCACUACAGCUGAGAGUUCGGAAACAACGACAUACAACUCUCUUACAACCACUAGUGAUUCUGGCACAACAGCUGAGAGUUCGGAAACAACCACAGACAACUCUCUUACGUCAACUAGUGAUUCUCGCACUACAGCUGAGAGUUUAGACACAACCACAGACAACUCUCUCACGACCACUAGUGAUUCUGGCACAACAGCUGAGAGUUCGGAAACAACCACAGACAACUCUCUUACAACCACUAGUGAUUCUGGGACAACAGCUGAGGGUUCGGAAACAACCACAGACAACUCUCUUACAACUACCCCAGAUGCAACCGUAACAUCUACUGACUCUGCCACAACAGCUGUGAGUUCAGAAACCACCACAGACAACUCUCUUACAACCACUAGUGAUUCUGGCACAACAGCUGAGGGUUUGGAAACAACCACAGACAACUCUCUUACAACUACCCCAGAUGCAACCGCAACAACUACUGACUCUGCCACAACAGCUGUGAGUUCAGAAACCACCACAGACAACUCUCUGACAACCACUAGUGAUUCUGCCACAACAGCUGAUAGUUUGGAAACAACCACAGACAACUCUCUUACAACUACCCCAGAUGCAACCGUAACAACUACUGACUCUGCCACAACAGCUGUGAGUUCAGAAACAACCACAGACAACUCUCUUACGACCACUAGUGAUUCUGGCACAACAGCUGAGAGUUCAGAAACAACCACAGACAACUCUUUUACGACCACCAGUGAUUCUCGCACAACAGCUGAGAGUUCAGACACAACCACUAGUGAUUCUGGCACAACAGCUGAGAGUUCAGAAUCAACCACAGACAACUUUAUUACUACCAGUAGUGAUUCUGGCACUACAGCUGAGAGUUCAGAAACCACGACAGACAACUCUCUUACAACCACUAGUGACUCUGCCACAACAGCUGAGAGCUCGGAAACAACCACAGACAACUCUGUUACGACCACUAGUGAUUUUGGCACUACAGCUGAGAGUUCAGACACAACCACAGACAACUCUCUUACAACCACUAGUGAUUCUGCCACAACAGCUGAGAGUUCAGAAACAACCACAGAAAACUCUCUUACGACCACUAGUGAUUCUGGCACAACAGCUGUGAGUUCAGAAACCACGACAGACAACUCUCUUACAACCACUAGUGACUCUGCCACAACAGCUGAGAGCUCGGAAACAACCACAGACAACUCUUUUACAACCACUAGUGAUUCUGGUACUACAGCUGAGAGUUCGGAAACAACCACAGACAACUCUCUUACAACCACUAGUGAUUCUGGCACUACAGCUGAGAGUUCAGACACAACCACAGACAACUCUCUUACAACCACUAGUGAUUCUGGCACUACAGCUGAGAGUUCGGAAACAACCACAGACAACUCUCUUACAACUACCCCAGAUGCAACCGUAACAACUACUGACUCUGCCACAACAGCUGUGAGUUCAGAAACAACCACAGACAACUCUCUUACAUCCACUAGUGAUUCUGGCACAACAGCUGAGAGUUUGGAAACAACGACAUACAACUCUCUUACAACCACUAGUGAUUCUGGCACAACAGCUGAGAGUUCGGAAACAACCACAGACAACUCUCUUACAACCACUAGUGAUACUGGCACAACAGCUGAGAGUUCGGAAACAACCACAGACAACUCUCUUACAACCACUAGUGAUUCUGCCACAACAGCUGAGGGUUCGGAAACAACCACAGACAACUCUCUUACAACUACCCCAGAUGCAACCGUAACAUCUACUGACUCUGCCACAACAGCUGUGAGUUCAGAAACCACCACAGACAACUCUCUUACAACCAGUAGUGAUUCUGGCACAACAGCUGAGAGUUCAGAAACAACCACAGACAACUCUCUUACGACCACUAGUGAUUCUGGCACUACAGCUGAGAGUUCAGACACAACCACAGACAACUUUGGUACAACCACUAGUGAUUCUAGCACAACAGCUGUGAGUUCAGAAACCACGACAGACAACUCUCUUACGACCACUAGUGAUUCUGGCACAACAGCUGAUAGUUUGGAAACAACCACAGACAACUCUCUUACAACCACUAGUGAUUCUGGCACAACAGCUCAGAGUUCGGAAACAACCACAGACAACUCCCUUACAACCACUAGUGAUUCUGGCACAACAGCUGAGAGUUCAGACACAACCACAGACAACUCUGUUACAACCACUAGUGAUUCUGGCACUACAGCUGAGAGUUCAGACACAACCACAGACAACUCUCUUACAACCAUUAGUGAUUCUGGCACUACAGCUGAGAGUUCGGAAACAACCACAGACAACUCUCUUACAACUACCCCAGAUGCAACCGUAACAACUACUGACUCUGCCACAACAGCUGUGAGUUCAGAAACAACCACAGACAACUCUCUUACAUCCACUAGUGAUUCUGGCACAACAGCUGAGAGUUUGGAAACAACGACAUACAACUCUCUUACAACCACUAGUGAUUCUGGCACAACAGCUGAGAGUUCGGAAACAACCACAGACAACUCUCUUACAACCACUAGUGAUACUGGCACAACAGCUGAGAGUUCGGAAACAACCACAGACAACUCUCUUACAACCACUAGUGAUUCUGCCACAACAGCUGAGGGUUCGGAAACAACCACAGACAACUCUCUUACAACUACCCCAGAUGCAACCGUAACAUCUACUGACUCUGCCACAACAGCUGUGAGUUCAGAAACCACCACAGACAACUCUCUUACAACCAGUAGUGAUUCUGGCACAACAGCUGAGAGUUCAGAAACAACCACAGACAACUCUCUUACGACCACUAGUGAUUCUGGCACUACAGCUGAGAGUUCAGACACAACCACAGACAACUCUCUUACAACCACCAGUGAUUCUGCCACAACAGCUGAGAGUUCGAAAACAACCACAGACAACUCUCUUACAACCACUAGUGAUUCUGGCACUACAGCUGAGAGUUCAGACACAACCACAGACAACUCUCUUACAACCACUAGUGAUUCUGCCACAACAGCUGAGAGUUCAGAAACAACCACAGAAAACUCUCUUACGACCACUAGUGAUUCUGGCACAACAGCUGAGAGUUCGGAAACAACCACAGACAACUCUCUUACAACCACUAGUGACUCUGCCACAACAGCUGAGAGCUCGGAAACAACCACAGACAACUCUUUUACAACCACUAGUGAUUCUAGCACAACAGCUGAGAGUUCAGACACAACCACAGACAACUCUCUUACGACCACUAGUGAUUCUGGCACUACAGCUGAGAGUUCAGACACAACCACAGACAACUCUCUUACAACCACUAGUGAUCCUGGCACAACAGCUCAGAGUUCGGAAACAACCACAGACAACUCCCGUACAACCACUAGUGAUUCUGGCACAACAGCUGAGAGUUCAGACACAACCACAGACAACUCUGUUACAACCACUAGUGAUUCUGGCACUACAGCUGAGAGUUCAGACACAACCACAGACAACUCUCUUACAACCACUAGUGAUUCUGGCACUACAGCUGAGAGUUCGGAAACAACCACAGACAACUCUCUUACAACUACCCCAGAUGCAACCGUAACAACUACUGACUCUGCCACAACAGCUGUGAGUUCAGAAACAACCACAGACAACUCUCUUACAUCCACUAGUGAUUCUGGCACAACAGCUGAGAGUUUGGAAACAACGACAUACAACUCUCUUACAACCACUAGUGAUUCUGGCACAACAGCUGAGAGUUCGGAAACAACCACAGACAACUCUCUUACAACCACUAGUGAUACUGGCACAACAGCUGAGAGUUCGGAAACAACCACAGACAACUCUCUUACAACCACUAGUGAUUCUGCCACAACAGCUGAGGGUUCGGAAACAACCACAGACAACUCUCUUACAACUACCCCAGAUGCAACCGUAACAUCUACUGACUCUGCCACAACAGCUGUGAGUUCAGAAACCACCACAGACAACUCUCUUACAACCAGUAGUGAUUCUGGCACAACAGCUGAGAGUUCAGAAACAACCACAGACAACUCUCUUACGACCACUAGUGAUUCUGGCACUACAGCUGAGAGUUCAGACACAACCACAGACAACUCUCUUACAACCACCAGUGAUUCUGCCACAACAGCUGAGAGUUCGAAAACAACCACAGACAACUCUCUUACAACCACUAGUGAUUCUGGCACUACAGCUGAGAGUUCAGACACAACCACAGACAACUCCCUUACAACCACUAGUGAUUCUGCCACAACAGCUGAGAGUUCAGAAACAACCACAGAAAACUCUCUUACGACCACUAGUGAUUCUGGCACAACAGCUGAGAGUUCGGAAACAACCACAGACAACUCUCUUACAACCACUAGUGACUCUGCCACAACAGCUGAGAGCUCGGAAACAACCACAGACAACUCUUUUACAACCACUAGUGAUUCUGGUACUACAGCUGAGAGUUCAGACACAACCACAGACAACUCUCUUACGACCACUAGUGAUUCUGGCACUACAGCUGAGAGUUCAGACACAACCACAGACAACUCUCUUACAACCACUAGUGAUUCUGGCACAACAGCUGAGAGUUCAGAAACAACCACAGACAACUCUCUUACGACCACUAGUGAUUCUGGCACAACAGCUGAGAGUUCGGAAACAACCACAGACAACUCUCUUACAACCACUAGUGACUCUGCCACAACAGCUGAGAGCUCGGAAACAACCACAGACAACUCUUUUACAACCACUAGUGAUUCUGGUACUACAGCUGAGAGUUCAGACACAACCACAGACAACUCUCUUACGACCACUAGUGAUUCUGGCACUACAGCUGAGAGUUCAGACACAACCACAGACAACUCUUUUACAACCACUAGUGAUCCUGGCACAACAGCUGAGAGUUCGGAAACAACCACAGACAACUCUCUUACAACCACUAGUGAUUCUGGCACAACAGCUGAGGGUUCAGAAACAACCACAGACAACUCUCUUACAACCACUAGUGAUCCUGGCACAACAGCUGAGAGUUCGGAACCAACCACAGACAACUCUCUUACAACUACCCCAGAUGCAUCCGUAACACCUAGUGUUUCUGGCACAACAGCUGAGAGUUCGGAAACAACCACAGACAACUCUCUUACAACUACAUCAGAUGCAACUGCAACAACUAGUGAUUCUGGCACAACAGCUGAGAGUUCGGAAACAACCACAGACAACUCUCUUACAUCAACUAGUGAUUCUCGCACUACAGCUGAGAGUUUAGACACAACCACAGACAACUCUCUCACGACCACUAGUGAUUCUGGCACAACAGCUGAGAGUUCGGAAACAACCACAGACAACUCUCUUACAACCACUAGUGAUUCUGGGACAACAGCUGAGGGUUCGGAAACAACCACAGACAACUCUCUUACAACUACCCCAGAUGCAACCGUAACAUCUACUGACUCUGCCACAACAGCUGUGAGUUCAGAAACCACCACAGACAACUCUCUUACAACCACUAGUGAUUCUGGCACAACAGCUGAGGGUUUGGAAACAACCACAGACAACUCUCUUACAACUACCCCAGAUGCAACCGCAACAACUACUGACUCUGCCACAACAGCUGUGAGUUCAGAAACCACCACAGACAACUCUCUCACGACCACUAGUCAUUCUGGCACAACAGCUGAUAGUUUGGAAACAACCACAGACAACUCUCUUACAACUACCCCAGAUGCAACCGUAACAACUACUGACUCUGCCACAACAGCUGUGAGUUCAGAAACAACCACAGACAACUCUCUUACGACCACUAGUGAUUCUGGCACAACAGCUGAGAGUUCAGAAACAACCACAGACAACUCUUUUACGACCACCAGUGAUUCUCGCACAACAGCUGAGAGUUCAGACACAACCACUAGUGAUUCUGGCACAACAGCUGAGAGUUCAGAAUCAACCACAGACAACUUUAUUACUACCAGUAGUGAUUCUGGCACAACAGCUGAGAGUUCGGAAACAACCACAGACAACUCUGUUACGACCACUAGUGAUUUUGGCACUACAGCUGAGAGUUCAGACACAACCACAGACAACUCUCCUACAACCACUAGUGAUUCUGGUUCAACAGCUGAGAGUUCACACACAACCACAGACAACUUUGGUACAACCACUAGUGAUUCUAGCACAACAGCUGUGAGUUCAGACACAACCACAGACAACUCUCUUACAACCACUAGUGAUUCUGGCACUACAGCUGAGAGUUCGGAAACAACCACAGACAACUCUCUUACAACUACCCCAGAUGCAACCGUAACAACUACUGACUCUGCCACAACAGCUGUGAGUUCAGAAACAACCACAGACAACUCUCUUACAUCCACUAGUGAUUCUGGCACAACAGCUGAGAGUUUGGAAACAACGACAUACAACUCUCUUACAACCACUAGUGAUACUGGCACAACAGCUGAGAGUUCGGAAACAACCACAGACAACUCUCUUACAACCACUAGUGAUUCUGCCACAACAGCUGAGGGUUCGGAAACAACCACAGACAACUCUCUUACAACUACCCCAGAUGCAACCGUAACAUCUACUGACUCUGCCACAACAGCUGUGAGUUCAGAAACCACCACAGACAACUCUCUUACAACCAGUAGUGAUUCUGGCACAACAGCUGAGAGUUCAGAAACAACCACAGACAACUCUCUUACGACCACUAGUGAUUCUGGCACUACAGCUGAGAGUUCAGACACAACCACAGACAACUCUCUUACAACCACCAGUGAUUCUGCCACAACAGCUGAGAGUUCGAAAACAACCACAGACAACUCUCUUACAACCACUAGUGAUUCUGGCACAACAGCUGAGAGUUCAGAAACAACCACAGACAACUCUCUUACGACCACUAGUGAUUCUGGCACUACAGCUGAGAGUUCAGACACAACCACAGACAACUCUCUUACAACCACCAGUGAUUCUGCCACAACAGCUGAGAGUUCGAAAACAACCACAGACAACUCUCUUACAACCACUAGUGAUUCUGGCACAACAGCUGAGAGUUCGGAAACAACCACAGACAACUCUGUUACGACCACUAGUGAUUUUGGCACUACAGCUGAGAGUUCAGACACAACCACAGACAACUCUCCUACAACCACUAGUGAUUCUGGUUCAACAGCUGAGAGUUCACACACAACCACAGACAACUUUGGUACAACCACUAGUGAUUCUAGCACAACAGCUGUGAGUUCAGAAACCACGACAGACAACUCUCUUACGACCACUAGUGAUUCUGGCACAACAGCUGAUAGUUUGGAAACAACCACAGACAACUCUCUUACAACCACUAGUGAUUCUGGCACAACAGCUCAGAGUUCGGAAACAACCACAGACAACUCCCUUACAACCACUAGUGAUUCUGGCACAACAGCUGAGAGUUCAGACACAACCACAGACAACUCUGUUACAACCACUAGUGAUUCUGGCACUACAGCUGAGAGUUCAGACACAACCACAGACAACUCUCUUACAACCACUAGUGAUUCUGGCACUACAGCUGAGAGUUCGGAAACAACCACAGACAACACUCUUACAACUACCCCAGAUGCAACCGUAACAACUACUGACUCUGCCACAACAGCUGUGAGUUCAGAAACAACCACAGACAACUCUCUUACAUCCACUAGUGAUUCUGGCACAACAGCUGAGAGUUUGGAAACAACGACAUACAACUCUCUUACAACCACUAGUGAUUCUGGCACAACAGCUGAGAGUUCGGAAACAACCACAGACAACUCUCUUACAACCACUAGUGAUACUGGCACAACAGCUGAGAGUUCGGAAACAACCACAGACAACUCUCUUACAACCACUAGUGAUUCUGCCACAACAGCUGAGGGUUCGGAAACAACCACAGACAACUCUCUUACAACUACCCCAGAUGCAACCGUAACAUCUACUGACUCUGCCACAACAGCUGUGAGUUCAGAAACCACCACAGACAACUCUCUUACAACCAGUAGUGAUUCUGGCACAACAGCUGAGAGUUCAGAAACAACCACAGACAACUCUCUUACGACCACUAGUGAUUCUGGCACUACAGCUGAGAGUUCAGACACAACCACAGACAACUCUCUUACAACCACUAGUGAUUCUGGCACUACAGCUGAGAGUUCAGACACAACCACAGACAACUCCCUUACAACCACUAGUGAUUCUGCCACAACAGCUGAGAGUUCGGAACCAACCACAGACAACUCUCUUACAACCACUAGUGAUUCUGCCACAACAGCUGAGAGUUCAGAAACAACCACAGAAAACUCUCUUACGACCACUAGUGAUUCUGGCACAACAGCUGAGAGUUCGGAAACAACCACAGACAACUCUCUUACAACCACUAGUGACUCUGCCACAACAGCUGAGAGCUCGGAACCAACCACAGACAACUCUCUUACAACUACCCCAGAUGCAUCCGUAACACCUAGUGUUUCUGGCACAACAGCUGAGAGUUCAGACACAACCACAGACAACUCUCUUACAACCACUAGUGAUUCUGGCACAACAGCUGAGAGUUCAGAAACAACCACAGACAACUCUCUUACGACCACUAGUGAUUCUGGCACAACAGCUGAGAGUUCGGAAACAACCACAGACAACUCUCUUACAACCACUAGUGAUUCUGGUACUACAGCUGAGAGUUCAGACACAACCACAGACAACUCUCUUACGACCACUAGUGAUUCUGGCACUACAGCUGAGAGUUCAGACACAACCACAGACAACUCUCUUACAACCACUAGUGAUCCUGGCACAACAGCUGAGAGUUCGGAAACAACCACAGACAACUCUCUUACAACCACUUGUGAUCCUGGCACAACAGCUGAGAGUUCAGAAACAACCACAGACAACUCUCUUACGACCACUAGUGAUUCUGGCACAACAGCUGAGAGCUCGGAAACAACCACAGACAACUCUUUUACAACCACUAGUGAUUCUGGUACUACAGCUGAGAGUUCAGACACAACCACAGACAACUCUCUUACGACCACUAGUGAUUCUGGCACUACAGCUGAGAGUUCAGACACAACCACAGACAACUCUCUUACAACCACUAGUGAUCCUGGCACAACAGCUGAGAGUUCGGAAACAACCACAGACAACUCUCUUACAACCACUAGUGAUUCUGGCACAACAGCUGAGGGUUCAGAAACAACCACAGACAACUCUCUUACAACCACUAGUGAUCCUGGCACAACAGCUGAGAGUUCGGAACCAACCACAGACAACUCUCUUACAACUACCCCAGAUGCAUCCGUAACACCUAGUGUUUCUGGCACAACAGCUGAGAGUUCGGAAACAACCACAGACAACUCUCUUACAACUACAUCAGAUGCAACUGCAACAACUAGUGAUUCUGGCACAACAGCUGAGAGUUCGGAAACAACCACAGACAACUCUCUUACAUCAACUAGUGAUUCUCGCACUACAGCUGAGAGUUUAGACACAACCACAGACAACUCUCUCACGACCACUAGUGAUUCUGGCACAACAGCUGAGAGUUCGGAAACAACCACAGACAACUCUCUUACAACCACUAGUGAUUCUGGGACAACAGCUGAGGGUUCGGAAACAACCACAGACAACUCUCUUACAACUACCCCAGAUGCAACCGUAACAUCUACUGACUCUGCCACAACAGCUGUGAGUUCAGAAACCACCACAGACAACUCUCUUACAACCACUAGUGAUUCUGGCACAACAGCUGAGGGUUUGGAAACAACCACAGACAACUCUCUUACAACUACCCCAGAUGCAACCGCAACAACUACUGACUCUGCCACAACAGCUGUGAGUUCAGAAACCACCACAGACAACUCUCUCACGACCACUAGUCAUUCUGGCACAACAGCUGAUAGUUUGGAAACAACCACAGACAACUCUCUUACAACUACCCCAGAUGCAACCGUAACAACUACUGACUCUGCCACAACAGCUGUGAGUUCAGAAACAACCACAGACAACUCUCUUACGACCACUAGUGAUUCUGGCACAACAGCUGAGAGUUCAGAAACAACCACAGACAACUCUUUUACGACCACCAGUGAUUCUCGCACAACAGCUGAGAGUUCAGACACAACCACUAGUGAUUCUGGCACAACAGCUGAGAGUUCAGAAUCAACCACAGACAACUUUAUUACUACCAGUAGUGAUUCUGGCACAACAGCUGAGAGUUCGGAAACAACCACAGACAACUCUGUUACGACCACUAGUGAUUUUGGCACUACAGCUGAGAGUUCAGACACAACCACAGACAACUCUCCUACAACCACUAGUGAUUCUGGUUCAACAGCUGAGAGUUCACACACAACCACAGACAACUUUGGUACAACCACUAGUGAUUCUAGCACAACAGCUGUGAGUUCAGAAACCACGACAGACAACUCUCUUACGACCACUAGUGAUUCUGGCACAACAGCUGAUAGUUUGGAAACAACCACAGACAACUCUCUUACAACCACUAGUGAUUCUGGCACAACAGCUGAGAGUUCAGACACAACCACAGACAACUCUCUUACAACCACUAGUGAUUCUGGCACUACAGCUGAGAGUUCAGACACAACCACAGACAACUCUCUUACAACCACUAGUGAUUCUGGCACUACAGCUGAGAGUUCGGAAACAACCACAGACAACUCUCUUACAACUACCCCAGAUGCAACCGUAACAACUACUGACUCUGCCACAACAGCUGUGAGUUCAGAAACAACCACAGACAACUCUCUUACAUCCACUAGUGAUUCUGGCACAACAGCUGAGAGUUUGGAAACAACGACAUACAACUCUCUUACAACCACUAGUGAUUCUGGCACAACAGCUGAGAGUUCGGAAACAACCACAGACAACUCUCUUACAACCACUAGUGAUACUGGCACAACAGCUGAGAGUUCGGAAACAACCACAGACAACUCUCUUACAACCACUAGUGAUUCUGCCACAACAGCUGAGGGUUCGGAAACAACCACAGACAACUCUCUUACAACUACCCCAGAUGCAACCGUAACAUCUACUGACUCUGCCACAACAGCUGUGAGUUCAGAAACCACCACAGACAACUCUCUUACAACCACUAGUGAUUCUGGCACAACAGCUGAGAGUUCAGAAACAACCACAGACAACUCUCUUACGACCACUAGUGAUUCUGGCACUACAGCUGAGAGUUCAGACACAACCACAGACAACUCUCUUACAACCACCAGUGAUUCUGCCACAACAGCUGAGAGUUCGAAAACAACCACAGACAACUCUCUUACAACCACUAGUGAUUCUGGCACUACAGCUGAGAGUUCAGACACAACCACAGACAACUCCCUUACAACCACUAGUGAUUCUGCCACAACAGCUGAGAGUUCGGAACCAACCACAGACAACUCUCUUACAACCACUAGUGAUUCUGCCACAACAGCUGAGAGUUCAGAAACAACCACAGAAAACUCUCUUACGACCACUAGUGAUUCUGCCACAACAGCUGAGAGUUCGGAAACAACCACAGACAACUCUCUUACAACCACUAGUGACUCUGCCACAACAGCUGAGAGCUCGGAAACAACCACAGACAACUCUUUUACAACCACUAGUGAUUCUGGUACUACAGCUGAGAGUUCAGACACAACCACAGACAACUCUCUUACGACCACUAGUGAUUCUGGCACAACAGCUGAGAGUUCAGACACAACCACAGACAACUCUCUUACAACCACUAGUGAUCCUGGCACAACAGCUGAGAGUUCGGAACCAACCACAGACAACUCUCUUACAACCACUAGUGAUUCUGGCACAACAGCUGAGGGUUCAGAAACAACCACAGACAACUCUCUUACAACCACUAGUGAUCCUGGCACAACAGCUGAGAGUUCGGAACCAACCACAGACAACUCUCUUACAACUACCCCAGAUGCAUCCGUAACACCUAGUGUUUCUGGCACAACAGCUGAGAGUUCGGAAACAACCACAGACAACUCUCUUACAACUACAUCAGAUGCAACUGCAACAACUAGUGAUUCUGGCACAACAGCUGAGAGUUCAGACACAACCACAGACAACUCUCUUACAACCACUAGUGAUUCUGGCACAACAGCUGAGGGUUUGGAAACAACCACAGACAACUCUCUUACAACUACCCCAGAUGCAACCGUAACAACUAGAGACUCUGCCACAACAGCUGAGAGUUCAGAAACAACCACAGACAACUCUCUUACAACCACUAGUCAUUCUGGCACAACAGCUGAGAGUUCAGAAACCACCACAGACAACUCUCUUACAACCACUAGUGAUUCUGGCACAACAGCUGAGAGUUCAGACACAACCACAGACAACUCUCUUACAACCACUAGUGAUUCUGGCACAACAGCUGAGAGUUCAGACACAACCACAGACAACUCUCUUACAACCACUAGUGAUUCUGGCACAACAGCUGAGAGCUCAGACACAACCACAGACAACUCUCUUACAACCACUAGUGAUUCUGGCACAACAGCUGAGAGUUCAGACACAACCACAGACAACUCUCUUACAACCACUAGUGAUUCUGUCACAACAGCUGAGGGUUCGGAAACAACCACAGACAACUCUCUUACAACUACCCCAGAUGCAACCGUAACAACUAGAGACUCUGCCACAACAGCUGUGAGUUCGGAAACAACCACAGACAACUCUCUUACAACCACUAGUGAUUCAGGCACAACAGCUGAGAGUUCGGAAACAACCACAGACAACUCCCUUACAACCACUAGUGAUUCUGGCACAACAGGUGAGAGUUCAGACACAACCACAGACAACUCCCUUACAACCACUAGUGAUUCUGCCACUACAGCUGAGAGUUCAGAAACAACCACACACAACCCUCUUACGACCACUAGUGAUUCUGCCACUACAGCUGAGAGUUUAGAAACAACCACAGACAACUCUCUUACAACAACUAGUGAUCCUGGCACAACAGCUGAGAGUUUGGAAACAACCACAGACAACUCUCUUACAACCACUAGUGAUCCUGGCACAACAGCUGAGAGUUCGGAACCAACCACAGACAACUCUCUUACAACUACCCCAGAUGCAUCCGUAACAACUAGUGAUUCUGGCACAACAGGUGAGAGUUCGGAAACAACCACAGACAACUCUCUUACAACUACAUCAGAUGCAACUGCAACAACUAGUGAUUCUGGCACAACAGCUGAGAGUUCAGACACAACCACAGACAACUCCCUUACAACCACUAGUGAUUCUUCCACAACAGCUGAGAGUUCAGAAACAACCACACACAACCCUCUUACAACCACUAGUGAUUCUGGCACAACAGCUGAGAGUUUAGAAACAACCACAGACAAUUCUCUUACAACCACUAGUGAUUCUGCCACAACAGCUGAGAGUUCGGAAACAACCACAGACAACUCUCUUACAGCUACCCCAGAUGCAACCGUAACAACUAGUGACUCUGUCACAACAGCAGAGAGUUUGGAAACCACCACAGAAAACUCUCUUACAUCCACAUCAGCAGCCACAACAACAGAUGCCACAGAAAAAACCACUAUAACUCCAACUACAAAACAACCUGUAUCAUGUCAAAAUGGUGGAACUCCAACAGACAAUGGCUGUUUCUGCGCCCCUGGUUUUAUAGGAGGGUAUUGCGACAGUGUUGUAUCUGAAAUCACAGGUCCAAAUAAAAUUGAAAGGAUAGUCCUUGCUGACCUAGACAUAAACAAAAAUUAUAUCGCUGAAUACAAAAAUACAUCCUCAAAAGAAUAUAAAGAUUUUGUGCAAAACUUCAUUUCACAGAUGACACCAUACUACAAAACCAGGAUUGAUAACUUCUCGAAUAUAACAAAUGUAACACUGAGUGAAGGAAAACCUUUCAACAGCCGAAUGCAGAGCAAGUGGAUAGAGAAAGCACCUAAAAGUGUGAAUGUUAAGCAUGAUAUUGUUGUGGAAAUUGAAAACUAUGCUAGUGAAAAGUAUGACAAGCUCUUUGUGACCAUCCAAGAAGCUGUUCAAUCACUUACAAAUUGUACUCCCACGUCAAAUGCCUGCCCAAGCUUUACUGUUACUGAGGUCCAGGUCAACAAAACUGAACUGACUGAAAAAGAGUUCUGUGAGCAAGUUACAGCAAUGCUUCCUGAGGAGUAUCGUCACUAUUUUUCUCCCGUUACUGUGCUGGGCAAAUUAACAUGUGUCAAUCAAUGUCAUCGUGAUCAUCCUUCUCCAAAGAUCUGCAUGAACAAAGGUACCUGUGAGGUUUCCAAGCAAGGACCAGCCUGCUACUGUCUUCACUCAGAUGCAAAUUGGUAUCUUGGAGAAGAUUGCAAGUACCAAGUUCACAAAGUGGGCGUCUAUGCUGGAAUGGCAGUUGUCACUGUGGUUUUAGUAUUAGCUGUAGUGGUGUUUUCUGCAUAUGUCUUGCUUAAUAAAAGGAAACAGAAGAGGAAUAAAGACAAUAAGGAAGCUCUUGUGAAUCAGUGGAUAGAUGAUGACUUUGAGUGGCCCUCACAAAAAAGAUCAAACGAAUCUCAUUCAGUGGUUGAUGAAACAUAUGAUAAUCCUGCACAGUCAAAUGAGGAGAAUACCAGCCAGAAUACCACACCUCAUAGAACAGCCUCUUCCACCCAUCCUUCUUCCCCCCAAUUCAACUUGCCUCAAAAUGUAAUUCCAUUUCAGUAUCUGGGCAGCAAUCACCCUAUGAGAAUCAGCAAGCCUCAGAUCCACACCUCUUCUUCAAGGCCAGAAAUAUAUAACUUUGAUGUAUGAUAUUUAACAUCAUCACACAUUCACAAAACUAAAAACUACUGUUAAAAAUUGUUUGCCUCCACAGAGAAAAGCAUUAAAAUACUCUAGAGAAGGUGAUUAUUUUUGCUUUUUGCUACAAAUUCCACAGAUCAUUCUAAAUACUUUUAUACUAUUUUUUAUUUACAUAUUGCAUUUUGCAUUUUGAUAGCUAAAAAUAAUGACAUGAUGACAAGACAUAAGAAGCCCUUUUGCUAGAACACAAGCAUGAAUAAAAUACAAAUUUCAUGUUUUACUUGAAAAAAUCUUUAAAAAUCUUACAGUAUAUGUUUAGACUAUAUAUCUUUGCACUAUUAUACUGUAUAUUUUAUAAUGUCUGUAUUAAUAAUUUAUAUCAUCGUCUCUUACAUUAUU
Pangasianodon hypophthalmus (striped catfish) is the source of this 23642-nucleotide messenger RNA. Its product is annotated as mucin-17-like. Bases 144 to 23252 code for a protein of 7702 amino acids. The record is from RefSeq and is a predicted model, not a curated record. Lineage: Eukaryota; Metazoa; Chordata; Actinopteri; Siluriformes; Pangasiidae. The transcript has 12 exons.